Messenger RNA from Cyanistes caeruleus (blue tit), 1137 nucleotides. The record is from RefSeq and is a predicted model, not a curated record. NCBI's taxonomy places the organism in Eukaryota, Metazoa, Chordata, Aves, Passeriformes, Paridae.
CAGGGGCUUUGGGAUGGUUCCUGGUGGAUCUCAGGGGGUUCCUCUGAAGUUUCUUGGAGGUUUUUUGGGGUUUUCUCGAGCUCCUGAGGUUGUUUUAGGAGAUGUCCCCAACAUCCCUGCCCCGGUGUCCCCUCAGGUGAUCGCGGUGGUGGGACAGCAGAACGUGGAGGGCAAACGGAUCCCGUUUGGCUUCAAGCACCGGACGCUGCCGCACUUCAUCAAGGACGACUACGGCCCCGAGAGCCGCGGCUUCGUGGAGAACUCCUACCUGGCCGGCCUCACCCCCACCGAGUUCUUCUUCCACGCCAUGGGUGGCCGUGAGGGCCUCAUCGACACCGCCGUGAAGACGGCCGAGACCGGGUACAUCCAGCGGCGGCUGAUCAAGUCCAUGGAGUCGGUGAUGGUGAAGUACGACGCCACGGUCAGGAACUCCAUCAACCAGGUGGUGCAGCUGCGCUACGGCGAGGACGGGCUGGCCGGGGAGAGCGUGGAGUUCCAGAACCUGGCCACCCUCAAACCCUCCAACAAGGCCUUCGAGAAGAAGUUCAAGUUUGACUACACCAACGAGCGGGCGCUGCGCCGGACGCUGCAGGAGGAGCUGGUCAAGGACAUCCUGUCCAACGCCCACAUCCAGAACGAGCUGGAGCGCGAGUUCGAGCGCAUGCGCGAGGACAGGGAGGUGCUCAGGGUCAUCUUCCCCACCGGGGACAGCAAGGUGGUGCUCCCCUGUAACCUGCUCCGCAUGAUCUGGAACGCUCAGAAGAUUUUCCACAUCAACUCCCGGCUGCCCUCGGACCUUCACCCGGUCAAGGUGGUGGAGGGGGUGAAGGAGCUGAGCCGGAAGCUGGUGAUCGUUAACGGGGAGGACCCUCUGAGCCGCCAGGCGCAGGAGAACGCGACGCUGCUCUUCAACAUCCACCUGCGCUCCACCCUCUGCAGCCGCCGCAUGGUGGAGGAGUUCCGGCUCAGCGGGGAGGCCUUCGACUGGCUGCUGGGGGAGAUCGAGUCCAAGUUCAACCAGGCCAUCGUGAGUGUCUGGGGUCACCUUUGGGGUCACACCUGGGGUUUGGGGUCACACCUGGAGGUGCCUGGGUUCAGCUGCUGGGGGAGAUCGAGUCCAAGUUCAACCAGGCCAUC